AUGAAGGUCAUCGAUGCGGUGGGCCAGCUUCGCAUGAGCGACGGCGAAGCCGACACGGAAGCCACCGUCGACGCGCUUAACAAGAUAGCGGCGCCUGGCAUUGGGACCUUUGCGGAUGCCCUUACGGUGCUCAACGCGGACGCCGUAGCGACCUAUGCCGGGCAGGGUAAGGGCGUCAAAGGGCUCGGCAAGAUGGAAGUUUCCAAGCUUCGUGUCGCCUAUGCGUUCGUGGCGCGCGGGUUAAAGCCCGAAACGUGGGUCGCCGACCUGUUCCCGGACACCUGGACCCUUCCUCCCCCUGUUGUCAAGAUCGGCCUUCAUCUGCGCGUCAAUCGGCACCGCGAUGUCCCUCGCUCUUAG
This is a messenger RNA of Closterium sp. NIES-65, 360 nucleotides long. Lineage: Eukaryota; Viridiplantae; Streptophyta; Zygnematophyceae; Desmidiales; Closteriaceae. The record is from the annotation of a GenBank genome assembly.